Molecule: messenger RNA, 1326 nt
Organism: Dermacentor silvarum
Lineage: Eukaryota; Metazoa; Arthropoda; Arachnida; Ixodida; Ixodidae
Product: ankyrin repeat domain-containing protein 49
Exons: 3
Coding region: 230-1069 (279 amino acids)
Molecular function (GO): protein binding
Source: RefSeq, a predicted model, not a curated record
GUGCACAUUGGUGAAGACGGUCGUGGUAAAGACCCUGUGGCCCCUCGACGAAAUUUCAUUUUUUUUUUUUUCGUUUCGGUAGUUUCGGCCAAAAGUUGUGUGGUUCGGCGCUCAUCAUGCCAAAAUAGCCAAACUUCCUGCCGCAUUCUCCUAGCUCGGUCCACCUUUUCUAGGCUUGAAGUGUACGUCAGCUGUGCUGGAGCGAGGUUGAAGUAGGUAAGCUCUGGCCAUGAUGGCUGCAGCAAGUGAUGGCAAUGGUCACAUGGAUGUAGAUGACCAGCCAAAAUCAGAGGCUUUGCCAGCGCAGCAGCCGCAGAAUACAGUAAAUAGGUGCCAGACAGAUCAGGAUGCAGAAGGGCGAAGGUGUGUGCAAGCUCCGUCAAGACAGCAGAAUGAGCAGGACCUAGUUGAAGGGAGCCAUGCAGGUCAAAAUGCAGGAGACCGUCGGCAUUCAGAAGGCCGACCAUUGAAGGAUACAGGGAACCCAGGUGCUCAAGAUCAGGAGAGAGCACAGGAUGCUGGUGAACAGCAAGAACACCAACCUGCACUAAAUCCGGUGGACCCAGACGAAGCAGCAGCCCAGCAGCUGCGGCGUGCUGCAGAAAAGGGCGACAUGGCCACUCUGAAGCGGCUGCUGGACUCAGACCCGUCUCUGGCAACGCGCACCGAUGCCGACGGCUACACAGCGCUGCAUCGGGCCUGCUAUGCCGACCAGCUGGAGGCCGCACAGCUACUGCUAGAGAGGGCUCCGGACACCUUGGAGCGGCCUACUGUUGACUGCUGGCGCCCGCUGCACUCGGCCUGCAAGUGGGGCGCACUCAACUGUGCGCGGCUACUGGUCGACUGGGGCGCCGACGUGAACGCGCCCAGCGAAGGCGGCCUGACGCCGCUGCACCUAGCGGCCAGCCAGGCACGUUCGCGGGCCCUGCUCGAGCUGCUGCUGUGGUCGCCAUUCGCCAAUGUCGAUGCGCGAAGCCGCGCGGGCGACCGACCCGCUGACUUGGCCCACCGCCACAGCCCCUGGGCCAGCCUGUUCGCGCUGCAUGCUCCGGCGGUCAACCGCUUCUGACAACGACUUGCUUUGAAGACAUGUCGCGUGUGUGCAGUCUGCUGUGAAUGGGGACGCACUUCGUUUUGCGAAACCACAAGAAACAGUAGCGACUGCCAAACCUCACUGUGCUUUCCAGGUGUGAAGAUGUGUUCAAAUCCCUGUGUGGGUUAUAGUAGAGUAGUUAUAGGGUUCCUAACGUCUUCACAGUUAACCUGCGAUGGUUCCUCCGAGUUACUGAAUGGGCAGAUAAAAAACAAAGUAAUUUUUACCUUUUC